Molecule: messenger RNA, 1118 nt
Organism: Carya illinoinensis
Lineage: Eukaryota; Viridiplantae; Streptophyta; Magnoliopsida; Fagales; Juglandaceae
Product: ras-related protein RHN1-like
Exons: 7
Coding region: 315-863 (182 amino acids)
Molecular function (GO): GTP binding; GTPase activity
Source: RefSeq, a predicted model, not a curated record
CUUGAGUCAUUCUUUUCAUUUGUUUCUUCUGCAUAUCUUAUUUUGCCCCCUGAUUAUCCUGACCUGAGAUUGUCAUUUGAUAUGUGAACAGCUAUUUAUGAUAAAUUCUUGUUUUAUUUGUUUUCUGUUCAUGUAUUAAUAUGGCAGAUUGAUUGGGAAAUUAUGAUCUUUCAAGGAUAUUCUUGUGGCUACAGAUUCUCAAGACAGCAAAUAGCAUGCCAAUUUAUGAUAUAACUAGUUUUAAGUUUCAAAUUAACUGCAAACAGAUUAUAAUCCGACCAUCUCAUACGGAAUGAAAGGUUCUUGUAGGAGACAUGGGGACUGGAAAGACCAGCUUGGUCUUGAAAUUUGUCAAAGGCCAGUUUUUCGAUAACCUGGAACCAACAAUUGGAGCUGCUUUUUUCACUCAGGUACUGUCCUUAGCUGAAGCCACAGUGAAGUUUGAUAUAUGGGAUACAGCAGGACAAGAGCGAUAUCAUAGCUUGGCUCCUAUGUAUUAUCGUGGUGCUGCAGCAGCUGUAGUGGUGUAUGACAUAUCAAGCAUGGAUACAUUCACUCGAGCCAAAAAAUGGGUUCAAGAACUGCAAAGACAAGGAAGUCAGAAUUUGGUGAUGGCAUUGGUUGCAAACAAGUCUGAUUUGGAUGCAAAGAGAGAGGUUGCUAUUGAGGAAGGUGAGCAAUUUUCUCAAGAAAAUGGGAUGUUUUUCACUGAAACAUCUGCAAAAACUUCACAGAAUAUUAACGAACUCUUCUUUGAAAUAGCAAAAAGACUGGCAAGAGCAGCCCCCUCGAAGCGGAGUGGGAUGACUAUAAACAACGAAACACGAGAUAGAAGAAGAAAACUAUUUUGUUGUUCAGGUUGACAUUUUUCCCUACCAUUUCAAGAGUCCUUGGGAAAUCACUGACAACAUGGUCCUCUUGAUCUUUCAUUUGAAUAGCAAGUUCUUUUUUCAGAACUAAGCCAUUUAUUGAAAAUCUUAUACCAAAGAUGGCAUUUUGGUUGCCAUUAUAAUCUUUUACUGCGUACGGGGUUCUUCCAAUAUCUGUAAAUAAACUGCUCACGCAAAAUUGAAAUCAUUGUAAAUGAAAAAAAGUUCAAGGAUCAGUUGUCAUGCUUA